Nerophis lumbriciformis (worm pipefish) is the source of this 1149-nucleotide messenger RNA. NCBI's taxonomy places the organism in Eukaryota, Metazoa, Chordata, Actinopteri, Syngnathiformes, Syngnathidae. The record is from RefSeq and is a predicted model, not a curated record.
AUGUCGAGGAAUGGCAGUGAAGGGCAAAGCCCGGAGUUUGACGUGCAUUUGGAGAACGAAAUGGCAUGUGUCCAUGUGCCCGUCAGCGUCUUUUCCCAGUUUUCUCCGUCCAAGCCCUUGUGUUCCUGGAAGUUGGGUGACCAAUUCUACAAGGAUGCCAUUGAGCAGUGCCGCAGCUACAAUGCCCGUCUCUGCGCUGAACGCAGCGUGCGUCUGCCGUUCCUCGACUCGCAAACUGGCGUGGCCCAGAACAACUGCUAUAUCUGGAUGGAACGUCAUCACCGCAGCCCAGGGACGGCAGCCGGUCAGAUGUAUACGUAUCCGGCUCGCUGCUGGCGAAAGAAGAGACGGCUUCACACCAGCAAUGACCCCAGCCUGGGGUUUUUUGGUCUCAAACUUGACAACGGCAUCAUGUCCAAGGACACGUUGCCGACCCAGAGCACAACUUUAGAAGCUCUGCUACGUGGCGAAGGUCUAGACAAGAGGAAUUCCAGGAACGAUGAGGAGAGUUUGCUGGAGAUCCAGAGAGUUCUGGAGGCAGACGCAGCAGAAGAUGCUUUCAAUGACGAUGACGACUACGAGGUGGACACUCCCAAGAGGAGACACCGGGGGAAAGGAAGGGGUCGGGGUUCAGGCCGCAGGAAGGCAGAUCUAGAUGAUGACAAGCCAUAUGUCUGUGACAACAGAUACAAACAAAGGAAUAACUCCAAAUCAUCAACCUCAGUCUAUGCGAAGCGCUAUAGGAGCCGUACUGGACUAAGCUACCACUAUACCAAUUCCCACUUGGCAGAGGAGGACAGAUCCGGGGAGAGGAGUUCUGUGCCAUCCAGGUCUCCAUCUGUGCAGGCCAUGGACAGACACAAACGUCCAAAGGUUCCGAUCGGGAACAGGAUUCCCCAAAGACACUGUGAGAAAUGUCAGAACGCCAACGAGAAGCUCAUGAAAUCUGGCUCCCCCUGCACUAUCUGCCAAUGCAAAACUGAUGGCGGCGAGAAGGAGGACGGCGGCGGUGGCGGCAACGUGGGUGGCGCCGAGGAGCUGUUCGCCACCACGUCAGAGAGCGACGCCUCCACCUUUCAUGGCUUUGAGGACGACGAGCUGGAAGAGCCCGUCGCUAACGGCAACGGAUUAUCCAGCCGUCACAGAUAG